UGCAGCCAUUGUAGAUGGGUCUAAAGAGAGAACCAAAUCAUUAACAGAUUGUGGUAAAUAAUAAUAAAUAAAGAUUCGAUAGUUGUCAUUUUUUAAAAGGGGAUAUUUUCGAAUGUGACAAAUUAAGCGCAAUGUCGUGUCAAAUUAAAGGAAUAGCAAACAUACCGGACAUAAAUAAUAUUAAAAAAUUGCUCUAUGGUGAUGCUAUUAACAAAUUCGAUUAUGUACCGAGCAAUGAAUUACCUCUCCAAGAUUGUCACAUAUCAUUAUCAUCAGUUGGAGAUGUGCUUGUUAUAGCUUGGGAUACAAAAAUGAUUAUAUUUGUUUCAAAAUGGGAUUCUCAAGAAUUAGAAGAAGUAAAAAAUAAGUUUCAUAUAACAUGGCAUGGAGAAGUAGUAAAAGAACAAAAUGAAUGGAUCACAUCAGUGAUCUGCUUGCCUUUAAUAUCUUUAGGAAAGGCUAGUGGUCCAGAUUGGACAUGUAUAACUAUUGGGUAUAACACAGGUUUUGUUAGAUUCUACACAGAAACAGGUGCAAUGCUUUUGGAAGAGCAAAUUCAUAAUGAGUCAAUUUUAGGAAUAAAAUGUCAGUCAUCCUGUUCAGUAAAACAUGGAGAUGUUGGUUAUAACGAAGAAAUUUAUAUCUUGUACAAUAGUGGUGUUUGCAUAUUACAAGGAUUUCCUUUAUUUUCAACUUUACGUGCCUGUAGAAAUCAUUUAGCUAGAGUUCAAGCAAAAUGCGAUGAUUUGCCUCCAAUUACUAAUCUAUCAUAUAAAAAGUGGGCAUUCAAAAAUCAAGAUAUUUCGAAUGAUUCGGAAGUAAUUGGUACAACGUCGAUAAAUAGUUUUGAUCACUUGAUGACUGCUUCAAUUUGCGGUGGAUACAACGCGACAUAUAGAUCCAGUGCACCACAACAUAAUUUAGUUCUUGCUACAGGAAAGCGGCCAUUUGUAGGAUUUCAUUAUGCGCUUGAGGGAGGCAAUGCACCUGUCUUAUCAGAUGUUGCCAUUGCUAUGGCUAGCAAAUUAGCUAGUGCUAUUGGCACAGCAGUACCAUGGUUUCGCAGCAGUUCAAAGACUGCAACAUCUGAAGCAACAUCAAAAAGUAACAUUCAUGAAUCUAUAGAAACAAUGACUUGUCGGUUUGGCUUGAGUGACAUCAUGAGAGAGGGUGACUGUAUCACUUGCAGUCCAAAUAAAGUAUUAUCGGUAAUAUCGGACGCCAUGGGCAGAGUGAUACUUAUUAAUAACAAGAAAGGUAUAGCUGUGAGAAUGUGGAAAGGAUAUCGCGACGCUCAGUGCGGCUGGAUUGAAGUUAAUGAAGAAAAAGAUCGCGGAAUUCACAAAAAUAUUAACAGACCCAUGCAGAAAACUUUAUUACGUACCACCAUGUUUCUCGUUAUUUACGCUCCGAAAAAAGGUGUAAUCGAUAUUUGGAGUAUUCAACAGGGCCCGAAGAUAACUACUUUCACCGCUAGUAAAAACGGACGAUUAUUGUACAUCAAUUAUGGUUUUCUGGGUAUGGCUAAUAAUACUACUGUGUACAAAAACAAAGCACAAUACUCAUGUGUGUUCAUGGAUCCGCUGGGUGGAUUAAAGGAAAUUUGUGUCCCAUUUUAUUUUGCGCUCAACAGUAAAAACGGCAAACGAGCACGCGAUAUACACUUGCUUAGAAAACUAAAAACAUUCCUGAGGGAGGAGGAAUUUGAUGAAGAGAAAUUAAUCUCUGAGGUUACCAACAUUUGCUUAGAGCUAAAGACAAAUGAGAUCAAGAUACAAACGAUAGAAGUUUUAAUGAACAGUAAACAUGUCUUGCCAGAUGUUUUGCUCGCUGCGACAAAUUAUUUUGCAACACAGUCACAAGAAGAAGAAGAGGGAGAAAAACUAGAAGUUACCAUUAAAAUACUUCAUCAAUUAACAACGCAGUUACAGCGGAUGAUUACAUUUUAUAAAUAUGUUAAAUCUCUACUCGAUACUGCACCUGAAUAUGACAUUGUGACAGCCGGUGGUGCACCGAAUGUCAAAAAUUUAUCCUCGACCUUAUUAACUUCAGAGCGGGAAAUAUAUCGCAUCAUUAAACUGGCCAAGACACUAAACAGUUUUGAAGAUGCAAACGUUUCAACAGAAAGCAAGGUCAAAUUUAAAGAAGACGAGAGGGCAUUUUUUUACUUCUUGUCGUGCUUCGAGUUCGGCGACUUAAAAUUAAUUAGCUUGCGAAAAGAUUUGAAAGAGGAAAAAAUACAUGAGAUCGCGCGUCUGAUAUAUCAAGGAUGGAUGUACUGUAACGAUGUGAAGGAAAAAUGGCAACAAGCUGCUGAAGACAGUAACAUUCAGCCGUUCAUUUUUAUGCAACUAGCAUUGAUUUACUGGACACAUAAGAAGGAAAUCACGAUUUCUGAGAUAGAGCUAAAACGUUUCACACAGCUUCUGCAUGUUAUUUGUUUAUUAACUGAUGUAGAAGAAAUAUGUACUGAAUACAAUGAGGCUUCUUUGUGGUGGAAAAAUGUGCGCGCAAUUCUCACAGAAUCUACGAAGCCUUUCAAUGCUCUUAUUGCUGCAUUGGCAUGCAGAGCGAUCGCAAUAAUGAUAGAGAUACAUAAAGAGAAAUUACAAAAUCAGAAGUCUCUGGGAAUUUUGGGAGACGAAGUGGAAGAUAUUAAAAAUGGGAAUAAUAAGAUUAAAAUGGAUGAAAUGGAGAGUAAAAUAUAUGACAUUACACCGGACGAUGAGACGUACAGUUCAAUUAGUGAAUGGGAAAAUGUUAGUAAGGACACUUGUCAAUUCACGCUAUUAAUUGGGAAUCUUGAAGAUAUUACAGUUCUGAAUGCUGUUGUUAAUCAGCAGUUUAUACCAGAUCAGACAACACAAUUUUUCGCUUUACCUUUUACAAAAUGCGACAUUUCAUUGUCGCUGAUUAUUUCUAAAGGCAAAGGCUCCGUAUCUGAAUUAGUUGCGAAGUGGCUCAGUACAACAAGUAUCAAUCCUGCACGAUUGAUUGACACAACCGAUGUAGAAUUUGAUCAGCUUCAAUUAUCAGUGGAUUCGUUGCAACUGAAUGAUGUAUUGGACGAAGUGUCUGCCGUCGAUAUACCUCAACAAGAACAGACGAAACUUCUUUCGCUUUCGGUAGAAAUCGGAGACGAAGCGAAAGUUGAUACAACCACGGAAGCGUGCAUCUUAGAUAAAAUAACCCUGCUCAAACGUCAUUUCCCAUAUAGUUUAACUAGUAGCGUUUUGUUGGCCAAUCUAUGCUGGGAGUUUGCGAUGUCAUGGAACAAAGACGUAACUCAGUUAGAAUCGCUUGCGGCUGCCGUGGCUGUUUUGCGACAGAUACCCAUGAAGCAUAUGAAACAUGGUGUUUGCUGUUUGUUAUGGACGCUUCAUAUAAAAAAACGUAUAGAAGCAGUAGCAAAGCUGAUGAACAAACUUGGGAAAUUGCCUAAGGAAAGAUUAUGUAUGCAAGAUAUUGGUUUAUCGGACAUUCAAGUGACAACGUUCCUGCAGCAUUCCAUUACUUUCUUGGAUAUAUUUCUUGAUGCUGAGAUACUUGAGCGAAGCGACAGUGCGAUGAUUAAAUUCGAAGAACUGUGGGAAGGACAUCCUAGUGGACCGCAACCGUUUGCCACAUUAGCUAUUUCUCAAACACCCGCUUGGUACGAGUUGAUAUUAUUACAUGUGCAAGUAGUCAACAUCUUAUACAUAAUGGCGUGUCUUAAUUUGAAAAUGCUGAAGCCGCUGAAUAACUUAUUCGAGUCCGUGGUGCAGCCCUAUUUCUUUCAAGACAUCACAGACAAAGCGAUGCUCACGUGGUAUCGAGAUGACAAAAGGGACACUACGCGUACAGAAUUUUUGUGCAAAGUAAUCACAGCGUCGAUGGAGUUUAUUCAUCGAGAAACCAGCGAUGGUACGACAGUUAGCUCCACGCAGGCUAUCUCGUGGAUGGGUAAGUGUCAGACAUUGGCGUCCAUCUGGAAAAUUAACAACGACGAAUUAAGGAUACAUCAGGUCUGUCAAUUGUACAUAAACGGCUUUGAUCGCUUGGCGGAAGAGAUAAUGACAGCGGUGAAUGAUAUUGAACGCUUGGGCGCGAAUCUAUUGUCUAUUGCUGGAAGAAGGAUGAUGGCGUAUCUCUCAAGAACACCUAAUCUACUGGAAGAAGUUUCACGAAUAAGUCCGGCACUCAUGAGAUAUUUAGAGAGCCUGAACGUGCCCGAAAUCAUCUUUACGAAUUGCUCGAAUGAUGAUAUCGUGGAAUUGAUUCGUCGAGUGUCUGUGCAUUUACCAAAAUCUCAUUGUGAUUACCAUCUCGCAGAACUAAUGUUAGAUGCAACAUUCAUUUUUCAAGAUAGCCACUAAAUAUUGACUCAGUCUUAUGUCCUGGCAUUUUAUGUUUUGUGAUAAUGUGAAGCACGAAACCGCCAUACCGCCGGGAGAUUCUACGAAGAGUUGUGCAGCUAUGUAUAUAGCAAACACACAUAUACAACGAAGUGAAAAUUGCUAGAGUAAUUCUGUGACUUUGAGAUAAAACUCCCGAUAACAAGAGAUAUUGUAUAUCGUUCUUAUGUAUAAUAUUAUAUAUAGUAAUAAGAAAAUUAGUGAGAGAAUGAAGUUGCAAGGUUGCGAGCGGCUAAUCAUAUGUAACAAACUAUAAGUGAUGAUUCCAACAUAGCGUCGUUUGUUGUUUCUUAGUCGCAACCCAGGCUAGAGGAGAAAUCGAAUAAAUGUACAUGUGUAUAUACAGAACUUCGUUAAUGUUGCUAUAUCACAAAGCAAAGAAAUCGUUCUAAUUUUAAGAUACAAAACGUAAUUUAUCUAACAUUCUCACGAGAAUUACCACUCGCGCGAGAAUUAUUUCUCGAUUUGCAAAGUUACCCGUAAUAGCAACGUCAAGUUUGUGCGAAUGAGGUGAAAGAAAUAUUCAAAUUAUUAUUGUAUAUCUGUAAUCAAAUAUAAUAUUUCGUUUGAACGUGCACCGUUAUGUAAAAAGAUGGUCGUUUUUGACUUAUAUGUAUAAUUUAUUAAAAAUACAUUAAAUAUAUGUGCUGCUACACGUGUUAACCAGA
Messenger RNA from Harpegnathos saltator (Jerdon's jumping ant), 5062 nucleotides. It is a transcript of the gene Rab3-GAP, whose product is annotated as Rab3 GTPase activating protein. The record is from RefSeq and is a predicted model, not a curated record. Gene Ontology annotation, biological process: regulation of GTPase activity. Bases 132 to 4355 code for a protein of 1407 amino acids. Lineage: Eukaryota; Metazoa; Arthropoda; Insecta; Hymenoptera; Formicidae. The transcript is spliced from 19 exons.